UGCUGGAGCCUGUCCUUUCUAGUUCGCAAUGCCGGUGUCGAUUUCGAGAAGGAUUUUACGUCUUUUGGGUCCUUGGGCGUUGGUCGUUGCAGUUCUCCAUGUCUCACUUAUCAAUUAUUUCUAACUUCUCUUGAUGUGUGUGGCCGUGUCUCCGGGGAUUGCUUAUUUUUUGCAGAAUCUUCUAGCUUUAUCAAGGGUGGGGCAGCUUCCCUUACGUAUAGGAGGUUUUCAACCUCUAUCCUCACUCCUGGGUCAAGUGAUGGUGCAUUCCCCUCUGAUUUGUUUUCCACAAAGACUGUGUUAACACCAGAGGGCAACAUCGGACUUGGUGAUUCUGGAGACAAAUUUCACAAUGAGGACAAGGGAUUUAUGGUUUUGGUUGGUGAUGUUUUUGAUGUGCCCAUUAAGAAGCAUAUUAUUCAUUGUGAUGGCAACUUGCAAAACAAUAACAGAAUUUUAUGCAGUUCAAGUUGUCUACAGGGAACACAUUCAACAAAAACAAUCAGUGAAGUUAGUGGGACUGGUAGAAAACCAUAUCAACAAAAGGGCACUGGUCGAGCAAGGCAUGGAAAAUUGCGUGGACCACAGUUUAGGGUUGGUGCUGCAAUGCAUGGCCCUGAGCCACAGAGUCGAUGCAACAAGAAGGUUUGGCGGCUAGGAUUGAAGAUCGCUUUGACAGCUCAAACAGCAAAAGGAAAACUUCUGGUUUUUGAGGAUUUGGAGGUCCCUACACAUAAAACUAAGAAUAUUGUUAACUAUGUCAACCAAAUGGAGAACACCAAGAAGCUGCUGGUGAAUGGUUGUCCAAUUAAUGAAAAGCUGAAGUUGGCUGGCUUGAAUGUCCAUAGCAUCCUGCUGCAUGAUACGCUGGUGAUGUCUCGUGAUGCUGUAAACAGGAUUGUUGAACGGAUGCACGCUCCAAUUAACCGAUGA
Hevea brasiliensis (rubber tree) is the source of this 933-nucleotide messenger RNA. RefSeq lists its product as uncharacterized. NCBI's taxonomy places the organism in Eukaryota, Viridiplantae, Streptophyta, Magnoliopsida, Malpighiales, Euphorbiaceae. The coding region runs from base 370 to 933 and encodes 187 amino acids. The transcript has 8 exons. Gene Ontology annotation, molecular function: structural constituent of ribosome. Gene Ontology annotation, cellular component: ribosome. The record is from RefSeq and is a predicted model, not a curated record. Gene Ontology annotation, biological process: translation.